UGUUACUAGGUUUGGAACAAGAAGAAUCGUGGACGCUCCUGGCACCUGGCCCUGUUCGUAAUCGUAGGAACUGUGUACCAAGAUUUGAUUGGGUUAAGGAUCAAACAGUUGAGUUGCUUGUUCAAUGAGCUUGAAAUGCACAUCUUUACCCAUCUAAGGUCAAAAUCCUAAAUUUCCAGAUCUGGAAGUGGAAGCUAGCUCAUAAAAAUGACAGUGCUAAUCGACUCCUCCAUUUGGGAACCAAAUCCCUCACUCUAUUUCUUCAUUUUCAUCUCUUGCUUCUUCUCUAUCGCUUUCUUCCCUCACUUUUCAAGAACCAACAAAUCUCUAUCUCCAUCGCCCUUCGAUCAUGGCAUCUCUUCUUCUUCUUCUUCUUCUUCUUCUUCUUCUUUACUUCGUUUCCAGCGAAAGUUUCUCUUUGUCUUCUCCCUCGCUUCAGUGAUGGAAGGGCUCUGGUCGGUGUUUGGAGAGUUUGAAUUGGCUCACUAUGGAGUUAGCAAGGAGGAGAUGGCAACGUCUCUUUGUGUUGGAUAUGGAGCUGCUCUUCUUGUCGGUACCUUCUUAGGGAUGAUCUCUGAUUUAAUAGGACACAAUAAAGCUUGUUUGAUCUUUUGCAUCCUACACCUCUGUGUUGGCAUAUGGAAGAGGAUUAUGCCACAUCCUAGCAUCUGGUUAGCAAGUAUAUGUUUGUCCCUUGCCUCCUCAAUAUUUUCAUUCAGUUUCGAGGCAUGGGUAGUUGUCGAAAAUGAAAAGCAAGGACACGGACAAGAUACUUUGAGUGACACAUUUUGGUUAAUGACUUUUUUUGAGUCAGCAUCAUUAAUUGGAAGCCAGGUGCUUGCAAAUUGGCUGUUAGGUAGUAAUCCGGAAACAGGCAUGGUAUCUUCUUACACUGCAGCCAUCUUUCUGGCAAUGAUAGGUAUCAUCUGUAUCAGCAAAGCAUGGAAAGAAACCACACAAAAUGCUCCCAUUAAAGAUUAUGGGAUAUCUUACACACUUAUCUUUAGUGAUAAAAGAAUGUGGCUGCUGGGAUUUGCACAUGCUUGCCUUCAGUUCUCUAUUGCAGUCUUCUGGAUUCUGUGGGCCCCAACAUUGGUGGCUGAUGGACGAGCAGUGUAUCUAGGGCUGAUACAUCCAUGCUUGCUGGGAGCAAGAAUGCUGGGAAGCACAGUAUUUCCAUGGUUGUUGAGUGGUCCAUCAUCUCUUAGAACUGAGGAUUGCCUAGUGUACGCGUUCAUUGUACUAGGGUUCACCUUGUCAAUUGUGGCUUAUGAUUAUCAGGAAAUUGCAAUUCUAGUAUCACUGUUCUGCUUAUUCCAUGCUGUUGUAGGCCUGAUUAUACCUUCACUUGCAAGAUUGAGGACCAUGCAUGUGCCAAAUGAGUUGCGUGGAGGAAUGAUAAGCCUUUCUCUAGCUCCUGCAAAUGCAGCUAUUCUGUUUUUGCUGAUGCAAAGAGGCUAUUAUCAGAAAAUUGAGAAUUCAACUAUGAUGGCGUUUGCUGCUCUUGGGCUUUUCUUAGCAGCUGGUUGCAUGCAUUUGUUGAAGCAAUGGGGAAAGCAGCCAUACCAGAACUGGCACGAGUUAUGAUUUCAACAACUCCAUUAUACACCAAGCUCAGCGCUACAAUUGAUAUCAUCUUAACUUAGAUGGUAAUUGAGGUGAAGGAGGAAAUUGUGUGCCCUCGAGACAUAGAGAGGCAGGCAAGAAGGUCCAAUGUCAUAUAUAUUGCCAGUUAAGGGAGGGUGCAGCCAUUCCAAGCUGAAUACACAUUAUGAGCUAGCCGAGAGCAACUUACAUUGGAGAUUUUUUAUUCGAUGUUCAUUCAUGCAAAGUGUACUUAGCGCAGUUGAAUCUUGGAUUUUUCAGCUCCCCUAAUAUUUAGUUAUUUAUUUAUU
Hevea brasiliensis (rubber tree) is the source of this 1895-nucleotide messenger RNA. RefSeq lists its product as uncharacterized. Gene Ontology annotation, molecular function: molybdate ion transmembrane transporter activity. Gene Ontology annotation, biological process: molybdate ion transport. Bases 208 to 1587 code for a protein of 459 amino acids. The transcript is spliced from 10 exons. NCBI's taxonomy places the organism in Eukaryota, Viridiplantae, Streptophyta, Magnoliopsida, Malpighiales, Euphorbiaceae. Gene Ontology annotation, cellular component: membrane. The record is from RefSeq and is a predicted model, not a curated record.